AGAAAGCGGCUUAAACAGAGUACUCUGAUCCUAGAAGAGUGGGAAAAAGAGACACUGAUGUGAAGAGUGUUAUAUUAUUAUGUUGAGGGCUGUGUUAGGUCGCAUUUGCUCUUGCCGGAUAAUCACAUCCCAACAGACUCAACGCUUGCACCAUCUUCAUCGCACCACAACCAAAUCAUUUUUCGAAUAUAUUCAUUCAAUAGGUCUCAUGGAGAGUAAUGGGAACAUGGUAAAGCAUGUCGAGAAACAAACCACUCGAGUUUUGUUUUGUGGACCCCAUUUCCCUGCUUCUCAUGAAUAUACAGCAGAGUAUUUGCAAAAUCAUCCCAAUAUCAAGGUUGAUGUUCUCUCUUUUGAAGAUGUGCGCAAGGAUAUUGCCAACUAUAAUGUCUGCAUAGUAAAAAGCAUGAGGCUAGAUUCUGAUAUAAUUUCUCGUGCCGUUCAGAUGCAGCUGAUAAUGCAGUAUGGUGUUGGGCUGGAAGGUGUUGAUAUUGAUGCUGCAACAAAGCAUGGAAUCAAAGUUGCUAGGAUCCCAAGUGAUGUUACAGGAAAUUCAGCUUCAUGUGCUGAAAUGGCCAUAUAUCUAAUGCUAGGUCUCCUCCGAAAGCAAAAUGAACUGCAAGUUUCCAUACAACAGAAGAAGCUUGGAGAGCCAGUUACUGAAACUUUAUUCGGUAAAACUAUAUUCAUUUUGGGCUUUGGGAACAUUGGAAUGGAUUUAGCAAAGCGUUUACUGCCAUUUGGUGUACAAGUUAUGGCUACAAAGCGUAGCUGGGCUUCAUAUGCACAAGACGCAAGCAAAUUAAGCAGAAAUGAUGAACGUGAUCUUGUUGAUGUGAAGGGUAGUCAUGAAGAUAUAUAUGACUUUGCUAGCAAGGCUGACAUUGUUGUUUGCUGCCUAAGAUUAAACAAUGAAACGGCUGGUAUUAUAAACAACAAGUUCAUAUCUUCUAUGAAAAAGGGUGCGCUUCUGGUAAAUAUUGCUAGAGGUGGUCUUGUGGACUAUGAGGCAGUGAUAAACAACCUUGAAUCAGGUCACUUAGGAGGGUUAGGCACUGAUGUUGCUUGGACUGAGCCGUUUAACCCUGAUGACCAGAUAUUUAAAAUUAAGAAUGUUAUCAUCACUCCUCAUGUUGCAGGCGUCACAGAACAUUCUUAUAGAUCCAUGGCUAAGGCUGUUGGUGAAGUUGUUCUUCAGCUUCAUGCCGGGCUUCCUUUGACAGGGAUAGAGUUAGUUAAUUGAUUUACGACAAACAAAUCAUUUCAUUAUCGUCCACUUCCUGAAUUUUAUGAUAUAAGAAGAAUUAUGAGGUGCCAAAACACUGCAUUUUGAAAUGAAAAUUGAGAUCAGGCUAUAAUGUGUUGUGCGUUUGUUGUUCUAUCGUUGGGGAGAACCAAUUGUUCUUUAGUAGUGGGUUUUGGAAACCAAACAAAGUGAUACUUUGUUGUCAAAGUUAUAUGAAUGGUUUAUUUGCAUUUUCA
Vigna angularis (adzuki bean) is the source of this 1482-nucleotide messenger RNA. RefSeq lists its product as uncharacterized. Lineage: Eukaryota; Viridiplantae; Streptophyta; Magnoliopsida; Fabales; Fabaceae. The record is from RefSeq and is a predicted model, not a curated record. The transcript is spliced from 10 exons. Gene Ontology annotation, molecular function: NAD binding; phosphoglycerate dehydrogenase activity. The coding region runs from base 80 to 1243 and encodes 387 amino acids.